Messenger RNA from Solea solea (common sole), 2930 nucleotides. Its product is annotated as rho GTPase-activating protein 22-like. The transcript is spliced from 9 exons. Lineage: Eukaryota; Metazoa; Chordata; Actinopteri; Pleuronectiformes; Soleidae. The record is from RefSeq and is a predicted model, not a curated record. The coding region runs from base 48 to 2135 and encodes 695 amino acids. Gene Ontology annotation, cellular component: focal adhesion. Gene Ontology annotation, biological process: wound healing, spreading of epidermal cells; negative regulation of Rac protein signal transduction; signal transduction. Gene Ontology annotation, molecular function: GTPase activator activity.
UUGACUGUUGCACUGAGCAUCUACAACCUGUGAAGGAGUGCUGCAGCAUGGGACUCAGCUGUUUCAAGUCCUGGAAAAAUGACAGUACAGGCCACAAAGGAAACAGAGAUGUGUUGGCCAGUCCGGGCUCGUAUUUCUUCCUGUCCAACAGCGCCGGUCAGGGUGAUGAGUGGUUGAAGAGCCUCAACAAGGGGGUGUGGAUUCCUUUUACAGGGGUGUUUGGGCAGAGCUUGGAGGAGACGGUGCUGUAUGAGCGGCGUUAUGGGAUGCGUUUGGUUCCUCUGGUGGUUGAGCAGUGCGUGACCUUCAUCCGGGAGCGCGGCCUGCAUGAAGUGGGCUUGUUUCGUCAGCCUGGACAGGCCAGUCUGGUGAAGGAGCUGCAGGAGGCUUUCGAUUCAGGCGAGAGACCGUCCUUCGACAGUAGCACAGAUAUCCACACGGUGGCUUCCCUGCUGAAGCUCUACCUCAGACAGCUGCCUGAGCCUUUGGUGCCUUACAGCUGCUACCAGGACUUCCUGCUGUGUGGACAGAGGCUGAGGAGUGACCGCGCACGGGGUUUGGAGGAGUUGAGGAUUCUCCUGCAUGAGUUGCCAGUCGCAAACUUCAACCUACUCAACUUUAUUUGCCAGUUUCUGAAUGAAGUGCAGAGUUAUUCUGGGAGCAACAAAAUGAGCGACCAAAACCUGGCCACUGUGUUUGGGCCAAACAUCCUCCGAGCAAAGGCACAGGACCCGCAAAGCAUCAUGGGAGGUGCAGCGCUCGUCCAUGUGCUGAUGCUGGAGUUGAUUCGAGGUCACGAGUCUCUGUUUGCCAAAGUCUCUCCGCCCGCCUCCGACCGCCCCCCUGGAGGUCGUCGCGCGUCGCCGAGCGCUCUGCGACAGCCUCACCUUCACUCGUCACCCUGCCUUCGCCAACUGUCCAUGCCGCUCAUCGCAGAGCGCUCCCGAGAUCCGGGACAGUCUGCUUCUGAUGCGCGGACCGACAGCUGCGCCUACUCUUCUGCAGCCAACUCUGACUCGUCCUGGGCCCAGAAGAGACUCCUCGGCCACCGCUACACCUCGUCCCACCCAGAGAACUGCUUCUACCCCCUGCCUUCCUUAAAUCAGUCCCCUCAGAACCACGGUGACAGACUGGAUUAUCACCAGGGUCGUGCUGGUGAAGGAUCAUCUUCUUCACAUGUCCAAGCGUCUUCAUCUAGCCUCCAGCUGCAAGACAGCUCCACGUCCAGACUGACGGUCACAGGCUGGACAAAGGUGUGGCCGGGGCCGGCGGAGGCCGACGCUGGUUUCUGGACUUCUGCUGCGGCAGAGGAAGAAGGUGCAGAACCAGAACCAGCGAGUGGGGGCAGCAGUGAUGCUCAGGAGGACAGCGCCACUUCUGCUUAUGACAACCUGGACGGAGCGCCUUCACGUCAGAGGGCGGAGGAUGACGAUAAGGAAGACGAUGAAGACAAUGAUUCAGUCGGCCACGUUGGAAGUGGUGAGGAAGAAGCAGAGUUAGGGGAAGCCGGGAAGACAAGAGACUCCUCUUCUUCGUGGUCUUCCUGUGAGGGUCUACCACUGGACGAGUGCAUUGACGUUGUGGAGCCAGUUGGUUCACCACAAAAACCUGAAAGGUUAGCCUCAAGUCGGGAAGAGGAAGAGGAAAACAAGGGCAAUCACGAACACAUCAUCACUGAUGAUGAUGAUGAUGAUGACAGCAUCCAUCAUCCCAACUCUCCAGCCUCUGUAAUCUGUGACAGCCCUCUGAGUACGGGAAGUUCAGAGGUGUUCCUCCCCUCCGGUCCCGCAGACCUCCAUGGACCUGAAUCUCUGCCACAGUCUGCGGAGGCUCACUCGCUCCUGGGUAAACUGCAGCAGCAGAUGGCUCAGCAGAGGUCCGAGUACCAGGCCAGGAUACAGAGGUUGGAGCGCUGCAACGACGUCCUGAAGCGGCAGGUGGCCGUGCUGCGGCUCAGUCUGGAGCAGCAGAGGCGCAGCCAGAGCGUCGCCGAGCUCAAGAUCCGCAACAUGGAGCGAGCCAAGGCCGACGCGGACCUCCACAACGACACGCUGCAGAGAGAGAUGGAGAUGUUCUUCCAGAUGUACGGGGAGAUCAAGCGGAAGGCCGGGGACGGAGCGAGAGGGAGCCUCUGAGGAAAGGUCAGAGGAGGAGGAGUUAGGUCAUGAGGGUUAACUGGAGGAAGCUUGAUAGAAACAUGGAUGGGUGAACAUCCAAAGUAGACCACUGAAGGAAACAAGUUGUGUGGAGACACUGAUGGAUCCUCAACGAAGACUCAGUCAGGGUGUUCCAAACAAUCCAAGAUGGUCAGAUCCUCAGAUCACUAAACAUUUCUGCACUCCCAUCAAUCACUCUCUUGGGUCUACAUUUGAAGCCUUGUCACGUUGGAGCGUCCACUGCCUCCAGUUCUGGGCUGUGAAACAAUCAAACGUUGGAGGUUUACCGUCUUAAUAUCGACGACGUCUCAAGAAUAAAAGUCAGGAAGUGUCUGAAAAAGUGUUUUUUUUUGGGAAACCAAACUCAAAAGUUCCCAAAAAAGAACUUCAGUGACGUCUUCCUGAUGAGUCGGAGACAGAACGACGUGGGAAAACCUUUGAAUUCCACAUAGAAAAAAAUGAAUGCGGAUGCUUUGUUGACAUAUUUAAAACCCUCUAAAACACACAGACGUUUCAUUUUGUUCCUGAAGUGUACGUGGAAUCUGUUUGUACGUCAAAGAUUUCUGAUUGAUUACAAUAACCUGUACGAUCGUGUCCUGUUCACGCUGCAUGACCACACUUUUCCAUUAAAGGUUCAAUAAAACAAUGGUUUCUGCACAUAACGUUAUCAGCAGAGUUUUUUUCUUCUUUUAAACUGUGAAAGCGAUGCAGAGCACCAUCUGGUGGUUGUCACCGGUAAUGCAAGGGACGGUGAACACGACCAGUGUUUUGAAA